UAGCUUGCUUCUCUCUUUUAUUUUGCAAAUUACUCGAGGUUUUGAAUCUAAUCGUUUAGAUUUUGAAGCCUUAAUGUUCGUAUCCAUUCACUUGCAAGAAGAUUGAAAUAUGAGAUAAUGUAUUUUCCUGUAGUAAGAUAAUAUUAAUAGAUUUACUUAUCUCAGGAUAAUCGGCGUAUUUUAGCCGUGCGCCAAAUCCAUUGAUCUCUCCUCUUUCUCUGCUCAUCACUGGCACCACGGUCCUCUUCCCUGCAUCGUUUUGAUCCGAUUCGAUGGCUGCUCCACCUGCUAGGGGUAGAGCCGAUUACGAUUACCUCAUCAAGCUCCUCCUCAUCGGUGAUAGCGGUGUGGGUAAGAGCUGUUUGCUGUUAAGGUUCUCUGAUGGCUCCUUCACCACUAGCUUCAUCACCACCAUUGGGUUUGUAUUAUCUUUAUCCAUCCAUGUUAAGAAUCAUCGAUACCAAACGCAUCAAGCUCCAGAUUUGGGAUACUGCUGGUCAAGAACGUUUUCGAACCAUCACCACUGCUUAUUACCGAGGGGCAAUGGGCAUUUUGCUGGUCUAUGAUGUCACAGACGAGUCAUCCUUUAACAAUAUUAGGAACUGGAUUCGUAAUAUCGAACAGCACGCUUCGGAUAAUGUCAACAAGAUCUUGGUAGGGAACAAAGCCGAUAUGGAUGAGAGCAAGAGGGCUGUUCCAACAUCAAAGGGUCAAGCGCUGGCUGAUGAAUAUGGAAUCAAGUUCUUUGAAACAAGUGCCAAAACAAAUCUAAAUGUGGAAGAGGUUUUCUUCUCGAUAGCAAAGGACAUUAAGCAGAGACUCACAGAUACUGACUCGAGAGCAGAGCAUGCGACGAUUAGGAUAAGCCAAACAGACCAGGCUGCUGGAGCCGGACAAGCCACGCAGAAGUCUGCAUGCUGUGGAACUUAAAAGUUACUAAAGUCGAGAAGUUGAAAUGGAACAAACCAGAUUUGUCUAGGGUGCUUGUGUAAUUUUUUUCUUCUAUUGAUGAUUGUUCUUAAUUUGCGUUUUUAGCUUGUUCAUGAGGGUAAUAGAAUCUUUAAAACAAUCAUAUGUCGCUGUAGCUGAUUCUGUGGCUAAAUUGUACCAUUCAAUUCAAAAGGAACGCUCUUCUUUGCCAUA
Messenger RNA from Brassica oleracea var. oleracea, 1143 nucleotides. RefSeq names its product ras-related protein RABE1c-like. The coding region runs from base 382 to 930 and encodes 182 amino acids. The transcript is spliced from 9 exons. The record is from RefSeq and is a predicted model, not a curated record. Gene Ontology annotation, molecular function: GTP binding; GTPase activity. Gene Ontology annotation, cellular component: plasma membrane. Gene Ontology annotation, biological process: regulation of exocytosis; protein secretion. Lineage: Eukaryota; Viridiplantae; Streptophyta; Magnoliopsida; Brassicales; Brassicaceae.